AAUAAGCCAACGAAAUCACAAAUCGUCAAGUGACGUAAUCCGAAGCCCUACAGACGCACGUCAGGUGACGUGACCCGAAGCCCAAGGGUUAACUCUGGCACUUGUAAUAGUAUUAAUGGGGAAGGUAAUUGCAGUACUAUUGAUAUUAUUUGUAUUAGCUAGCCUUCUAAAACAUAUAGCACAUAUUGGUAAGUCAGAGUUCACCAAGGAGAUCAGACACAGAGCUGCAUGUUGUACACCACAGGAAGUGACGCGACAGCAUAAGGGAUGGUCGCUGGACUGCGUCAUUCUGCAGAACUUGGUGACUCGUUUCAAUAGGGAGGACAUUCACGACCCCCCACCUGAGGGGGUCUACAUCUAUGGGCUCUUCCUCGAGGGAGCCUCCUGGGAUCGCAAACAGGGCCGACUUAUGGAGUCACGGCCAAAGGUGUUGUAUGAGCCCAUGCCUGUGGUUUACCUGUACGCUGUCAACACCACCAGCGGGAAGGACCCUAACCUAUAUGAGUGCCCCAUGUACAGGAAGCCGAAACGCACCGACGCUACCUACAUCGGGUCUAUUGACCUAGAAACUACAGACUAUCUACCGUCUCACUGGACACUGAGAGGCGUGGCUCUGCUAUGUGACAUAAAAUAAAGAGAAAAUCAA
Molecule: messenger RNA, 646 nt
Organism: Homarus americanus (American lobster)
Lineage: Eukaryota; Metazoa; Arthropoda; Malacostraca; Decapoda; Nephropidae
Product: dynein axonemal heavy chain 8-like
Exons: 2
Coding region: 116-634 (172 amino acids)
Biological process (GO): microtubule-based movement
Cellular component (GO): dynein complex
Molecular function (GO): dynein light intermediate chain binding; minus-end-directed microtubule motor activity; dynein intermediate chain binding
Source: RefSeq, a predicted model, not a curated record